Messenger RNA from Grus americana (Whooping crane), 1546 nucleotides. RefSeq names its product cytochrome P450 2K4-like. Gene Ontology annotation, molecular function: heme binding; oxidoreductase activity, acting on paired donors, with incorporation or reduction of molecular oxygen, reduced flavin or flavoprotein as one donor, and incorporation of one atom of oxygen; iron ion binding. Bases 32 to 1537 code for a protein of 501 amino acids. The transcript is spliced from 9 exons. Gene Ontology annotation, cellular component: intracellular membrane-bounded organelle; cytoplasm. Lineage: Eukaryota; Metazoa; Chordata; Aves; Gruiformes; Gruidae. The record is from RefSeq and is a predicted model, not a curated record. Gene Ontology annotation, biological process: xenobiotic metabolic process.
GAGAUGCUCCUACCCACACUUCGAUCUAGCCAUGGCCGUACAGAGUUUGCUGCAAUACGUGGGCUCUAGCUCGCUGCUCUAUUUGGCAGCAGGGCUGGCCGCUCUCCUUUACUUUCUUACCAGCUUGAAGAAGUCGGUUUGCAGUUUGCCUCCCGGGCCACGACCUCUUCCUCUGAUUGGAAACUUGAAUGUGGUGGACCUGAAAAAGCCGUUCCAGUCGCUGACAGAGCUCUCCAAGAUAUAUGGCAACAUCUUCACUGUGCAUUUUGGACCCAGGAAAGCUGUGGUACUGGCUGGAUACGAAACCAUCAAGGAUGCCCUUUUAAAUCAUGCUGAAGAGUUUGGAGAGAGAGCAGAAAUACCCAUUUUUAGGAAAAUGACACAAGGAAAUGGCAUAGCAUUCAGCCAUGGAGAGCUAUGGAAAACUAUGAGAAGAUUCACCUUGUCCACACUGCGAGAUUUUGGAAUGGGAAAGAGAACCAUUGAGAUCCGAAUCCUGGACGAAGUAAAUUCCCUCAUUAAAUAUUUCGAAUCCUAUCACGGGAAGCCGUUUGAUACGAAGAUGAUACUCAACAAUGCUGUAUCCAACGUCAUCUGCUCUAUAUUGUUUGGAGAGAGGUUUGAAUAUGAUGAUCCUGUAUUUCUAACUUUGCUGAAGCUGUUAAAUGAAAAUACUAAGCUGCUGGGUUCCCCUAUGGUGCUGUUAUAUAAUUUCUACCCAUCCCUUGGAUUUCUCUCUGGAGCUUCCAAGACUGUCCUACAAAAUGUCAGUGAACUGAACGCUUUUCUCCAGAAGCUCUUCCAGGAACACAAAGAAGAGUUUAAUGAAAAUAACUUAACAGGCUUUGUUGAUGCCUUUCUGAUGAAGCAACAACAGGAGUCAAAGAAACCCCACACUAUGUUCAGCAACGGAAACCUUUUGUUCUCAACCCUGGACCUCUUUGCUGCUGGGACUGAGACUACUUCUACAACCGUGCGCUGGGGUCUUCUGCUGAUGAUGAAAUACCCAGAAAUUCAGAGAAAGAUUCAGGAAGAAAUGAACCACGUCAUUGAACCGGGAGAGCUGCCUAAGUUGGAGGACCGGAAAAAAAUGCCUUACACAGAUGCAGUGAUACAUGAAAUACAAAGGUUUGCCAAUAUUGUCCCAAUGGGUGUAUCACGAUCAACUCCUACUGAUGUGAAUUUCCAAGGCUAUGUGAUUCCUAAGGGUACAGAGAUUAUUCCACUGCUGACCUCCGCUCUGAAUGACGAGCUGCACUGGAAAACCCCGGAUCAGUUCAACCCUUCCCACUUCCUGGAUGCUGAUGGGAACUUCAUUAGGAGAGAGGCGUUUAUUCCAUUCUCCAUAGGACGAAGGGCUUGUGUUGGAGAAGGACUGGCCAAAAUGGAGCUGUUCCUCUUCUUUGCAGGCUUGCUCCGCAAAUUUGUUUUCCAAACCCCUCCAGGAGUGGAUAAGUCAGACCUAGAUCUCACUGCUGAUGUCGGCUUUACCUUGAACCCUAUGCCUCACCUGGUUUGUGCUGUGCCCUGUGAAUGAUCAAAUGAC